AGGAAGUUGAAUCAGGGAUGCCUCUGCCGCUUCAGCAGGGAAUUUUUCAGCCUGCAGUGGAGCCCAUGCAGGUGGAUGCUGCACCAGAGGAAAAUGAUAAUGUUGAGGAGGAACAACAUUACACUGUGGACAACCCCUCCGUGGAUUUAGAACAGUAUGCCUCCCAGUACUCAGGGCUGGCCAAACUCAACAGGCUGAUGUUCAUAUCAGACCACUGUCCAUCACUUAAAGUCGAAGCUCUGCGCAUGGCUCUUACCUAUGUGAUGACGACCUACAAUACAAACCUGUAUCAAGUUGUUCAUAGGAAGCUGCAAGAAGCUGUGUCCACGUCAUCUACUCUACCUGAUGCAGUAGCAGGGGCGGUGCACAAUGUGCCUGCACUAGACACUCAGUGGAUUGAAACCACAGCCAAAAAGGCUGCCCUCAAGCUUGAGAAACUGGACACUGACUUGAAGAACUACAAAAGUAAUUCUAUCAAAGAAAGUAUACGGUAUUGAAAAUUUCUUUCUGUUUCAGGCGGGGGUCACGAUGACCUGGGAGAUCACUAUCUAGACUGUGGUGACUUAAGCAAUGCAUUGAAAUGCUAUUCAAGGGCAAGAGACUACUGUACAAAUCCAAAACAUGUUGUAAACAUGUGUUUAAAUGUUAUAAAGGUUAGUGUGUACCUACAGAACUGGUCUCACGUGCAGAGUUACGUGAACAAAGCUGAAGCAACACCCGAAGCCACAGAGCAUGUAAAAGAUGGGCAGUUGAUCCAGACAAAGUUGAGAUGUGCAGCAGGGUUGGCAGAUCUCGCUACUAAAAAAUACAAAUCAGCAGCCAAAUACUUUCUUCAAGCUAGCUUUGAUCACUGUGAUUUUCCAGAGCUUUUGUCCGCCGGCAAUGUAGCUACAUAUGGUGCCCUAUGUGCCCUAGCUUCAUUUGACAGACAAGAGUUACAGAGAAACGUCCUUUCUAGCAGUUCUUUCAAACAGUUCUUGGAGCUGGAACCACAGCUCCGGGAUAUUAUACACAAAUUUUAUGAAUCCAAGUACGCCUCCUGUUUAAAGUUAUUGGAUGAAAUCAAGGAUAACUUGUUGUUAGACAUGUACCUGGCCCAGCAUGUGACAACACUGUACACGUAAAUAAGGAACAGAGCACUUUGCCAAUACUUCAGUCCUUACCUGUCUGCGGACAUGAUGAAAAUGGCUGAAGCUUUCAAUACGACCGUCCCUGCCUUGGAGGAUGAGCUGAUGCAACUGAUUUUAGACGGGCAGAUCAACGCUCGCAUAGAUUCUCACAAUAAGAUCUUGUAUGCCCAAGAUGUAGACCAGCGGGCCACAACCUUCCAGAAGGCGAUAACUAUGGGGAAAGAGUACCAAAGACGGACAAAGGCCUUGAUACUUCGAUCUGCAGUGUUAAAAAAUCAGAUUCAUGUCAAGAGUCCACCUCGGGACGGGGGUACAGGAGGUGAGAUGUCCAUCGCACCAGGCAAUGCGUCAUCAGCAAGGAACUGAGGCAGGAUUUAAACUUUGAAGAACUCGUAAUUCUUCUGUUUUGUCCCAGCAUUCUGCUGGACAUGUGCAGAUUUGAUCCACCACGAGUUGUCAUCAUCACCAGCAGCAGUAGCAGCAGCAUCUGCUGCAUGCUGCGUCUCUUGCGUGCACAGCGGCGUACCAUACCGCAGCUCUGCUUGGUCAUAAACUGUGAUACCCAGUGAAACACUGUGUUCUGAGCCUCUACCAGACGCAGUCAUAGACACAUUCUGUGGGAGUGGUACAGAAAUCACAGAAAUAUCCAUAGCGUUUUGUUGUGGAUUACUUAUAUACCUUAAAACUAUAUAUGCAAAGCUGAUGAUACGGAAUGAUGUCAAAGUGCUCAAGUCUAAGAACUUUUAAUCUAGUGCUACUGACAUUUAGAGACUUCUUCAGUUUCACUACCCAAGACUUAUCUGAAUUUGUUCGACUUACAUCUGCAAUAGAUAUCUUAUGGUGUUAUUUUGAGAGAACUGUACGUACCCAUGUUUCUUAUAUGGUAUCUGAUAAAGCAACGAGGUUUUUGAAAAUGCUAUUGUUGGCUUGAUUGUUACGUUUUGCCGGUUGUUACUGUCAUGCCAUACCCAGUUAUCUCCCCUUGCUGUGCCAUGUAUCCCACCAGGGACAAAUGUGUGAUAUACAGUUUCACAAAUAACUGACAAAUCAUUUAAAAAUAGCAUGGGAUAUGGUUUAUGUAAAUUCCAGUUCAUUCAUUUUGAUUUACAAGAAAUGCAAAACAUGUCCUCAAAAUGUUUUCAUUAUAUAUCUUUGGCUCUUAAUCUGUUUAAAGUAUUCAAGAGAUAUAUGCGUAUCCUCUGUUAUAGAGUAAACAUUCCUUUGUGACAGAAACUUUUAGAUUUGACAUAGUCUCAGCUAGAAUAUUGUAUUAUCCGCUUAUUGAUCAAUAUAACUGGGACAUAUUUUUAAAAGCUAUUAGCCAAAAAUAUUUUCAUAAUUGAUUGACAUUUUGGACAAGUUCCGUUUGUGUUAGAUGCUGUUAAAAUGUUGAUUACACUGUAGAUGCAAAAUUAUUUUCAGCAGAUAAAUGUGAAAUAUGUCAUUAUUUUACCUUUAAGAUAUCUAACUUUGACAUAUCAUUGAAUUAGAAUAUUUGCUAGAUUACCUUAGAGAUGAUCGUCAGAUCUUGUCAAAAUUACCAACUGAAAUUUUGAGGUUUGAGUAUGUGGUAUCCAGAGAACAGGUAUUUGUAGACAGGCGCAGAAUGGAUAAAAUCUGUCACAUUCUCAUGUCGAACAACAGUGAAGCUACCAUCUUGAUGGAACAGUUUGUGUAUAUGCUGUGAAUUGACAAUAUUUUUCAGCAAUAUUGUUCUGUGCAUGAGUUUAUCUUCAAGCGGUAUUGUCUACACUCUGCUUUGUAUGAAAUAAUAUAGUAACACUACAUAUACAAAUAUAGCUCACCAGAUUGUCAUUGUGACUCUAAACAAGGAAUGGGAAGCCUGUUUUCAGCUUAUGGAUAAUGUAUAUUUUAAUGGAUUUCUUAUGAAUUUGAACAGUUGUGCCUGGCACAGAAUGGUCGAGGGGUUUGAAACACUGUUAUUCUCUACCAGUAUAUAUAAAUACAACGUGUACUUAAUCAGUGUUUUAUUUUUAAUACGGUAACCGUGGUAACAGUGCUUCAAACUCUUAAGCACAAUGGUAUUUAAAGUGGUUCUUGUUUAUUGUAUUUUGAGAGUUAAGAGUCACAGGUUUUCUUGAUUUCAAUAUGUAUCAUGUCCAGUUACUGCGAUGAUUGAACUUUCAGGUUUUAAUGCAAGUUGUAUCAAAUUAAGUUAACCUUGAAUUGUUAGGAAUGGCUAUCAAUACUCAUAUUACUCUGUAUAAUGUUUAACUGUUGCCAUAUUUGUUGCAUUUGUAAAUUUUCUUCCAGUUCCUGAAUUGACAACACUACUGUGGCUCUUAUAUGGUAAUAGGCCUUUUACUGAAAUAUUUUAUCACUCUUGCGUUAAUGUGAAUACUACUACUUGCCUACAGAUUUUUCACUAGAAAUUUCAUUGUAUUAAAAUAUUUAAAUAAAGAGUGACCUUGAUGUACAUGAUGAAAAUGUUAAUUUGAAGAUGAUGUUUUGAUAUGAAAUGUAGCUGUGGGAAAUACACAGUUGAUGCACA
This is a messenger RNA of Haliotis rubra (blacklip abalone), 3642 nucleotides long. RefSeq names its product COP9 signalosome complex subunit 1-like. NCBI's taxonomy places the organism in Eukaryota, Metazoa, Mollusca, Gastropoda, Lepetellida, Haliotidae. Gene Ontology annotation, cellular component: COP9 signalosome. The transcript has 14 exons. The record is from RefSeq and is a predicted model, not a curated record.